AUGGCCUGUGAAUUAGUGAAAGAACGCAAUAAGAAAGUGCUCUCUGAGUUGGACUUUGAGAAUACACAAGAUUUCACCGACUCCACUCGUGGCUUUAUAUGUACAUUAGAGUCUGGAAAGAUCACAAAAGAGAGUGGAGAAGUUGUUUUUGACUGCCACAAAACAGACUUUUUGGAUAAAGAAAAAUGUCCAGAUACUAUCAACCCAUCCCUUUGGAGACAGUGCCAACUCACACGUAUUCAUGGCCUGUUUGAAAUCAUUCCAUAUAAGGUUUAUCAAUUCCGAGGCUUCGAUUUGGCCAACAUGUCUUUCAUAAAAGGGCACAAAGGGUGGAUAGUCAUUGACACUAUGUGUUGCAUUGAGACCGCCGCUGCUGGGAUCAAAUUGUUAAGAGAUAGAGUUGAAAAUCUUCCAGUAAGUGCGGUGAUCUUAACACACUCCCACUUUGACCACAUUGGUGGGUUGGAGUCAGUGAUGGAUAAAGACACGGUAGUAUAUACCCCAAAGGAUCUUUUUAAACUGAGUGUGUCUGAAAACUUGUUAGCCGGAAUUGCGAUGGAAAGAAGAAGUAUAUUUAUGUUUGGGCACAACCUUGAACGUGGCGAAAAGGGGUGGAUUGGUUGUGGCUUAGGUACUGCAAUAUCUACUGGUACAAUGAGUGAAUUCUGUCCAUCGCAAUUAAUUGAAAUUGGAGAGGACAAAACACUUCUAGUCGACGGUGUACAAAUCGAUUUCAUAUAUACCCCAAACGCAGAAGCUCCAACAGAAAUGAUGAUGGUGUUUCCACAACUCAAUGCAGUGUGUGCUGCGGAAGAGGUAAAUCGAGUGCAACACAACUUAUAUACCCCAAGAGGUGCACAAGCUAGAAAUGGCAAAGACUGGGCAAAGUACAUUGAUAACAUCUUGCUUAAGUAUUCUGACAUCUUAGAAUAUUCUUUUGGAUCACACCAUUGGCCCACUUUUGGCCGUGAAAAUAUCUUAAAGUAUUAUGAAAAACAAAGAGACUUGUACAAAUAUAUUCACGACCAAACAUUAAGGCAAUUGAAUUUGGGAACUACUCUCACAGAGCUGCCAGAAAAGGUCACACUCCCUAAAGCACUUUCUUGUGAAUUUUACAAUCGAAAUUACUACGGAACAGUCUCUCAUAACUGUAGAGCAGAGUGCCAGUAUUAUCUUGGAUUUUAUGAUGCAAAUCCGGCUAAUUUGAAUCCUUUGACUCCAACCAAAUUGGGUGAAAAGUACGUUGAAGCUAUUGGUGGCGAAGAGAAGUGCAUUUCUAUAGCAAAAGAGUCGUUUGAAAGUGGAGAUUUUCAAUGGGCAAUUACUUUAUUAAAUCACGUCGUCUUUAAAAAUCCACAAAACACAAGUGCAAGAAAAUUGUUGGCCGAAGUAUACAAACAAACGGCUUAUAUGCAAGAGAGUGCGGUAUGGAGAAACAUUUAUUUGAAUGGUGCGUUUGAAUUAGAACACACCAAAGAAGAAAUUCAAUACAAAAAAGAUAGUUAUGCAAGUGAACAUCUACUUGUCAAAUUGCCUUUCUGCCACCUUUUUGACUUCUUUGCUGUAUCUCUUGAUCCAAAUCAAGUUGAUGGAAUAGCAUCUGUAUUUAACUUUUACUUUUCCAACUCAGAAGAAGGUAGUGUCAUUUUAAAGAAUAGCGUUUUGAACAACAGAGCUACAUUAAACAUAACCCCGACAACUUCAAUAUAUUGUACAAAGUCGGACCUCAUCCUUUUAGUUUUGAGAAAAAUGACAAAUAUGGAGUUUGAAGCUAAAAUACAACACAAUGGAUCUUUGAAUGAUUUCUUUGUGUUCAUCAAUGCAAUUAAUAUCCCAAAGUCGACAUUCCCUAUAGUUGAGCCUUAA
Molecule: messenger RNA, 1866 nt
Organism: Entamoeba invadens IP1
Lineage: Eukaryota; Evosea; Mastigamoebida; Endamoebidae
Product: alkyl/aryl-sulfatase BDS1, putative
Exons: 1
Coding region: 1-1866 (621 amino acids)
Biological process (GO): dodecyl sulfate metabolic process
Molecular function (GO): protein dimerization activity; linear primary-alkylsulfatase activity
Source: RefSeq, a predicted model, not a curated record